AUGCCUCACGCUACGGCAACAUUCAAUGGCAAAGUGAUCGCCGAAACCGAUUCGUACGAAUUUGUUGAGGGAAAUGUUUACUAUCGCUCACCACGUGAAGUUCCCACCAGAGACAGUGGACAAAUCUGUACUGAGCGAUUCCUCGCUUACGACGAUUUGUGGACCGAAGCUAAGGAUGCUGCAUGGUACUAUCCCCAUCCCGCCACGGACCGGGCCAAAGGCUUGAAAGACUACGUUGCUUUCUGUGGGUGA
Messenger RNA from Bacidia gigantensis, 252 nucleotides. RefSeq lists its product as uncharacterized. The transcript has 3 exons. Bases 1 to 252 code for a protein of 83 amino acids. Lineage: Eukaryota; Fungi; Ascomycota; Lecanoromycetes; Lecanorales; Ramalinaceae. The record is from RefSeq and is a predicted model, not a curated record.